CUUAUUAUUUAGUCGAUUACAAACGUUGACAAAGCAAAGAUGUCCACCGAAAAGAAAGUGUCCAACUCCAGGAUCGGAACGCAGCUCCUUGCCGGGGUGCUUGCCAAUUUGUCUAUUGUGGUCGCUGGAACAGGAUUUGGUUGGACAUCGCCAUCGCUUCCAAAAAUUGUUAAUGACGAAAAUGAAUUUCCUGUAACACCUGAUCAAAGUUCUUGGAUAGCUACUGCUUUGAUUAUAGGUAUAGUGUUCGGACCGAUAGUCAGUCUAAUUAUAGUUGAUCGUGUUGGAAGAAAAUCGACUCUCCUCGCCACAGCAUUUCCCAGUUUAAUCUGCUGGAUUCUUAUAUAUUUUGCACAGUCCUAUAAAUGGUUGAUGAUUGGCAGAUUCAUCAACGGAAUUGCCGUUGGUAUGACUUAUACGACAAUUCCACUAUACGUAGGUGAAAUCGCCCAAGUCAGUGUCAGAGGAGCUCUUGGUACUAUUUCGAACAUCUGCUAUAAUGUAGGAACUCUCAUAUGCUUUUCAAUUGGUCCAUUCGUAACACGACAGACCUUAGCUCUCAUCUGUAUGACUUUUCCAAUACUAUUCUUCAUCUCCUUCUUCUGGAUGCCGGAAACGCCUUACUUUUAUCUGAUGCGGAAACGUGGCAAAUCCGCUGAGAAAUCAUUGUUUUGGUUACGUGAUAAUAAGGACGUCAAAGAUGAACUUCAAGAAAUGACCGACCUAGUGGAAAUCGAACAGCGUAACAAGGGCAGACUGAUAGAUCUUGCGAUUGUUAAAGGAAAUAGAAAAGCUACCAUUAUAGUGUUGGGAAUUUUUUCUGCUCAACAAUUUUCUGGCAUCAGUGCAAUCCAAGCAUAUGGAAGUAUUAUCUUUAAUCAAAGUGAUCUGCAGUUGAAUUCGGAUAUUGUAGUGAUUAUUAUGGGUAUGGUUACAUUGGUCUCAUCUAGUUUUACCACUCUUGUUGUAGAUAGGUUUGGCAGGAAACCAUUGAUGAUUGUUUCGACAUUCGGAUGUUCCCUUUGUUUAUUAUUUAUAGCUAUUUAUUUCCAUUUAAAAUAUUGUGCUGUGGACAUUUCCGUUAUAUCAUGGCUCCCAGUGGUAACAAUGAUUUUAUUCUUUAUAUUCUAUUCAUUUGGAAAUGGUCCUCUACCAUACGCCGUACUUGGCGAAAUUUAUCCUACUAAUGUCAAAGCUUGGGCUACUAUGUUAAUUUCUAUAUAUAGUGCUAUUAUUGGUUCUAUCGUUACUAAAAUUUAUCAAAUCGUCGCCGAUGGAUGGGGUGAACAUGCGAUUUUUUAUACCUUUGCCGUUGUUGAAAUUAUAUUCUUGUUUUUUAUCAUAUUUGUCAUGUUUGAGACUAAAGGUAAAUCGUUUCGAGAAAUCCAGGAGCACCUCGGUGCCUCGGUUAUAAAGCAUAUUCCUUAAGAAUUUAUACUCCCUGUAAGAUAUAAUACAGAUCUUUCGUAGUAGGUAAAUCCGAAAAAGAGUCGGCAACUGCAUUAGAAUUUUAUUGCGAUUCGUCAACGGGAUGUAACACACUGAUAGAGUCCCUCUAGUCAGAGUCUGGCCAACACCCGGAAGGGACGCCACGUUUAGGGCCAUGAAGACUAGAGUAAAGGAGGCCGAACGCAAUACUGUGGAUAUGGCGCACAAAACGUCAGAUAGUUUUGUCAAGUUACAUAUCAUGGUGGCGCCGUCGUCGCGGUAGUCGGGAGGAGAGAGAGAGAGCUAUAUUUUUGUAAGAUGAUUGGAACUUC
Messenger RNA from Cephus cinctus (wheat stem sawfly), 1760 nucleotides. RefSeq names its product facilitated trehalose transporter Tret1-like. Gene Ontology annotation, biological process: transmembrane transport. NCBI's taxonomy places the organism in Eukaryota, Metazoa, Arthropoda, Insecta, Hymenoptera, Cephidae. Gene Ontology annotation, molecular function: transmembrane transporter activity. The transcript is spliced from 3 exons. Bases 40 to 1428 code for a protein of 462 amino acids. The record is from RefSeq and is a predicted model, not a curated record. Gene Ontology annotation, cellular component: membrane.